CGCGCCGGCGCUGCCUGGGCCGGAGGCGGCCUGGCGGAGCCGGGAAAGGUGGCGGCGUUGCUAUGGCGGUGGGGAGGCUGCUGCUGCUGCGAGCCGGGUCGAGGCUGUUGCGGGAGCGCCGGGACCCGGUAUCACAGUGCUUGAUCAGAAGAACCUUUUCUGGGUACCCCCUAAAUAAAGGAAGUUCUGCUCUGGUCCAGCAGACUAAAGGUGUUUGUUUGAGGUUCUGCAGACCAAGAAGUUCUGCAGCAGCUGCUGAUGCAUCUGGAGAGGACACCUUGCUCAAAUGGGGCCUUUUCCUGGUCCCCCUGACUGCGUUCUGCCUGGGCACAUGGCAGGUUCAGCGACGGAAGUGGAAAUUGGCUUUGAUUGCACAACUGGCAUCAAGGAUUUCAUCAGAGCCCAUCCCUCUGACCUUAGACCCCAUGGAGCUGAAGGAGCUGGAGUACAGGCCUGUGAGGGUCCGAGGGCGCUUCGACCACUCCAAGGAGCUCUACGUCUUGCCGCGGUCGCUCGUGGACCCCGAGCGAGAAGCCAGGGAGGGCGGGAGGCUGACGUCCCACCCCGAGAACGGAGCCCAUGUCAUCACCCCCUUCCACUGCACAGAGCUGGGGGUCACCAUUUUAGUCAACCGAGGAUUUGUGCCCAAAAAGAAACUGAAGCCAGAGACCAGGCUGAAGGGACAGAUUGAAGAGGAGAUUGAGCUCACCGGGGUGGUGAGGCUGUCAGAGAAAAGGAAACCUUUUGUGCCUGAAAACAACCUGGAGCUGAACCGCUGGCACUACCGUGACCUGGAGGCCAUGGCCAGGGUGACUGGAGCUGAGCCCAUCUUCAUUGAUGCAGAUUUCAGAAGCACAGUCCCUGGGGGGCCCAUUGGGGGCCAGACAAGAGUGAGCCUGAGGAAUGAGCACAUGCAGUACAUCAUCACCUGGUAUGGUUUAUGUGCUGCAACUUCCUUCUUGUGGUACAGAAAAUUCAUACAGAAGAUCCCUCGGUGAGGGAAGGGCUGAGCACUUCUGCACUGCAGACAGCAUCUUGCAAGCUUGGUAGAAGACAGCAGCCUGAGCAGCCCUGAGCAGCUGCAGCACCCAGUUUCAGGGCAAGAUGUGCAGCCAUCGAGGUGCAAACAGACUUCAAAUUGGUGCAGACUCAGCUCCUGCCAGUGAGGUUCUGGCUGCAGCCUGGAAGUGCUGAACUUUGGAACUGAGUGGCUGUUGAGGAGGCUACCCCAAGAGUCAGCUGCACUGGAAAGGUGAAGGAUGCAUUUUUCUCUGAUGGUUUUAACUUCUUCACUGCUGUAUGUCCCUAAAGACUGGCAGGGAUUUCGUGAAGCCAAGUUUCACUGCACCAAGCAGGCAUUCCUGAAGUCAGGAAUAGUUGCUAGCAGAAUAAAGAGUGCCUAGAGGUGCUGCCUUGUGACUUGCAUUGUGCAUCUUGUGUCUUCAGGAGGAACAGACCCACCUUCAGGGAACCUGGGGGGACUCAGGUCUAGCUGGGGAGGGCAGCCUGUGACUGUGCAACUGCUCAGUGGGGGCUGGCAAGGCCAAGCAGCUAUUGUCCAGCUUGGAGCCUCCUACAAUGCCAGAAGACAGCCAGCAAGGAACAGGAAAGGUCUAGAUUCUUCCCCCACCACUUGAGCUUUGCCUUCACUGAGCAGUCUUGUCCUGGAAGAGACAUUACAGACUUCCCUGCCUAAUUAAGCUGGUAAAGUGUUGAAACUCCCUGCA
Molecule: messenger RNA, 1727 nt
Organism: Dryobates pubescens (Downy woodpecker)
Lineage: Eukaryota; Metazoa; Chordata; Aves; Piciformes; Picidae
Product: surfeit locus protein 1
Exons: 9
Coding region: 63-998 (311 amino acids)
Biological process (GO): mitochondrial respiratory chain complex IV assembly
Cellular component (GO): mitochondrion; membrane
Source: RefSeq, a predicted model, not a curated record